Molecule: messenger RNA, 1809 nt
Organism: Ostrinia furnacalis (Asian corn borer)
Lineage: Eukaryota; Metazoa; Arthropoda; Insecta; Lepidoptera; Crambidae
Exons: 1
Coding region: 351-1421 (356 amino acids)
Source: RefSeq, a predicted model, not a curated record
AACGUAAGUCAAAACCAACCUCUUUCGUCCAACUUGCACUCGAGAGUGGACGUGUUGUCUGCUACUGAGUGUGAUUCCAGCGUGAGUGCGCGUGAUUUUGGUGUCUACGUAACGUGUUUCUAAUUGCGAUAAGUGCUAUAAUCCUGUGAAUAGUGCAACCAUCAAAAAUACUAUUUCGCAACAUUCACGCGCGGCAACCGGCUGCGGACUUGCGGGGCGCCUUACCUCUCCCCCGCUACGAUAAGAGACAGCUGCCAUAAUUGCCGUCCCGCUCAAGCGCCGCUUGCGCCGUCCGUUGGGGUUUGGAUUGUUUACUUGCGUAAGAAGCUCCGAUUUUGAACUUAAUUACAAUGAAUCAGUGCGCUGCUUGUCGUUCUACAUUGACCGAUAGUGAUCGCAUGGAAUGCGGUGCCUGUGCGUCAUCAUAUCACAGCUUAUGCGUUGCUAUUUCCGCUGAAGACCUAGGUAAUUUAUCGGCUAAGGCUAAGAGGGACUGGUUAUGUCCCGAGUGCCGGACUAGGAGGCCGCGCAGCGAUAACUCUAACACUCCGGUUCGUCCAUCUACACCUAGCAAUAUGAAUCCCGAUGCAAAUGUUACAGUGCGCCGCAAGAAACCUCAAUCACUCAUUGAACCGGCCGGUGACACAAAUGUAUCACGUUCGGAAUUGCGUACUAUAAUUCAGGAGGAGCUGCGUGCUGUAAUGAGAGAUUUUACAUGCGAACUAAAGAGUGAUUGGAACAGACAGUUGAAGGCUAUUAGAGGCGAGAUCUCCGGACUUACGGAAUCGAUUCAAUUCAUGAAUGACUCGUUUGAAUCAUUCAAAACGGAUUUGAGCCAUUGUAUGACUAAAAUCAACUCAAUUGAGAAGGAUAGGGACAUGAUACGGAGUGAAUUAAAUUCUAUCACCAACCGCCUCAACCAGAUUGAACAAAUAUCUCGUUCUUCGAACUUGGAGAUCCAAUGUGUUCCGGAGCAUAAGUCUGAGAAUUUGCUGACAAUCGUGACACAACUAGGCAAGGCCGUGUCUUGUCCCAUAUCGGAGUCAGAUGUCCAUUAUUGCUCGCGUACCGCAAAGAAAAACCCCGAGAGUCCUCGCCCCCGUUCCAUCCUGGUUAAGUUAAGCAGCCCUCGCAACCGGGACUCCCUGUUGGCAGCCGUGAUGAAAUACAAUAAAAGUCAUCCUCAGGAUAGAUUAAACACGGGACAUGUGGGGCUUAAGUCAGACAAGAGAACACCAAUAUACGUAGUGGAAAAUCUGUCACCUGACAACAAGUUUCUUCAUGGUAUGGCUCGGAACCGGGCGAAGGAACUCCAAUACAAACAUGUAUGGGUUCGAGGCGGACGCAUAUAUAUGCGUAAAACAGAUACGUCUGAAUAUGUCCUGGUUCGUAGCGCGGCGACGCUGGAUAGUUUAGCUUAAGUUAGGUACUAAUUAUAAUUAUAUAGUUUCUUUAAAACUGGAGUACAAUAUUUCUAAUAGUUACAUUCGAUAAGUUAAAUAUAUAUUUUCAAAAUGUUAGGGGUCUUCGAACGAAGACAACUGAGUUAUAUAAAAGUGUAAUUGGCUGUGACUAUGAUAUCUUAGUUAUGUGCGAGACUUGGCUAAAUGGCACAAUAUUUGACUCAGAAAUUUUGGACGAUCGAUUCGUGGUAUACAGGCGGGAUCGCGAAACUAGCGGUUUUCAUAGGCACAAAUCGGGUGGUGGGGUACUCAUUGCUGUGACCAAGCGUCUGCAUUCCCGCCGGAUGCAUCGGUUCGAAAGCCAAUGCGAGGAUCUUUGGAUAGAAUUAACCAUUUCUAAAAAUAA